Elephantulus edwardii (Cape elephant shrew) is the source of this 432-nucleotide messenger RNA. RefSeq names its product GABA(A) receptor-associated protein like 1 (gene GABARAPL1). Gene Ontology annotation, cellular component: autophagosome membrane; autophagosome; cytosol. The record is from RefSeq and is a predicted model, not a curated record. Lineage: Eukaryota; Metazoa; Chordata; Mammalia; Macroscelidea; Macroscelididae. Gene Ontology annotation, biological process: cellular response to nitrogen starvation; macroautophagy; autophagosome assembly. Gene Ontology annotation, molecular function: GABA receptor binding; ubiquitin protein ligase binding.
UUUGAAUAUCGGAAAAAGGAAGGAGAAAAGAUCCGGAAGAAAUAUCCCGACAGAGUCCCGGUGAUCGUGGAGAAGGCUCCCAAAGCCAGGGUGCCUGAUCUGGACAAGAGGAAGUAUUUAGUGCCCUCAGAUCUCACAGUUGGUCAAUUCUAUUUCUUAAUCCGGAAGAGGAUUCACCUGCGACCUGAGGACGCCUUAUUCUUCUUUGUCAACAACACUAUCCCUCCCACUAGUGCUACCAUGGGCCAGCUGUAUGAGGUAAUGGUCUCAGUCAUAACACUAUGGCACAGUCUAGCACUCUAGCUUUUGUUUCAAGGUGUGCUGAUAACACACCUAGAAAGUGGGGCAGGUGGUGUCAUUUAUCAGGAUCCUCUUACAUGUGGCAGUAUAAGGCUCUGGGAGAUUAGGUGCCGCUCGUCCUUUAGGGAUUGA